AUGGCGUACCCACCGAGGUUAUGCUUCACUGUAAUUUCUUCCAUCUUUCUCGUGUGUGGACCGGAACUAAUUUCUGGUCAAAUUCGAUAUUCUAUUCCCGAGGAAAUGGAGCAAGGCGCAUUUGUUGGGAAUAUCGCUCAAGAUUUGGGAUUGAAUGUACGAAAAUUGUCAGCUCGCACAUUUCGACUGAGUUCUGAUGACGGAGGACGGUAUAUGGCGGUUAACGUGGAUAAUGGUCUGCUGUCUAUUCGUGAAAGAAUCGACAGGGAACGUAUUUGUGGACAAGAAGGUAUGUGUACUAUACCUUUGGAAAUAAUACUGGAAAAUCCUUUUGAGGUGCAUCGCGGGGAAGUGGAGAUUCUUGAUGUAAAUGACAACACGCCCACUUUCCGGGACAGUAGCAUUGUCUUGCAGAUAUCCGAAGCGAUUCCACCUGGUGUACGCUUUCGUCUCGAGAGCGCGGAAGAUCCCGACAUUGGAAUAAAUACUGUGGCCGCCUACGCUCUCAGUAUGAGUGAGUACUUUAGUCUGAAAACACGGAGAACCGAGGAGGGCAUUAUAAUUGCCGAGUUGUUGUUAGAGAAAUCUUUGGAUCGGGAGCUGCAGUCAUCCUUUCAGCUGGUGCUAACGGCGACUGAUGGUGGGAUCCCUCAGAGAUCCGGCACAGCUCAGAUUCUUAUAACUGUAUUGGACUUCAAUGAUAAUCCACCUGCAUUCGAGCAUGAUGUUUACAGGGGCAGCAUAAAUGAAAACGCACCGAAAGGCACCUUAGUGAUGAACGUUAAAGCAAAUGAUUUAGACGAAGGGCUGAAUGCUGAGCUGACAUAUUCUUUCAGUGAUCUUACUUCACAAAGAAUCCGUGGUGUGCUCAGUUUGGUCCCGGAUAGUGGAGAGAUUCUAGUUGAAGGGCCGCUGGAUUUUGAAGAAGCAAACAGCUACGCACUGGAUGUCCAAGCUGUUGAUCACGGUUCACCUGCAAUUACAGGACACUGUAAAGUGCUGAUCAAGGUCAUUGAUGUGAACGACAACGCACCCGAGAUAAAAGUGACGUCAGUCGCGAACAAAAUCCCAGAAAAUGCUCCACCGGGAACUUACAUAACUUUAAUCAAUGUCAUCGAUCGUGACUCUGGAGAGAACGGUCAAGUGCGCUGCGAGGUACCAAAGAACGUCCCUUUUCGGCUACAAACAUCAUCUAAACAUAUCAGAUUAAUUACCAGUGGAACUUUGGACCGUGAAGUGGUCUCGGAGUAUAACAUAACUAUUUCAGCCUGGGAUUUGGGGUCCCCUUCACUAUCAACAAAGAAAACCAUCCAGAUUGCAAUUACUGAUGUAAACGAUAACGCCCCUCGGUUUGCUGAACCCUUCUACAACAUAUAUGUAACUGAAAAUAACGCUCCUGGCGCUUCUGUUUUCACAGUAACCGCGUCCGAUCCUGAUCUGGACCAGAAUUCCUAUGUUUCUUACUCCUUUGUGGACAAUCAUAUUCAAAACAUGCCUGUGUACGCUUACUUCAGCAUUAACUCAAUGAACGGGACCAUUUACGCGCUGCGCUCUUUUGACUACGAGGAACUCAAAACCUUCCAGAUCCAUGUUCAAGCCUGUGACGCUGGAGUGCCCCCGCUGAGCAGCAGCGCUACAAUAAAGGUGAUCAUCCUUGAUCAAAAUGACAACGCUCCGGUAAUUGUUUCACCUUCAACACAGAGUGGAUCAGCAGCAGUGGAAAUUGUGCCCCAAUCAGCUGGCCAAGGGUACUUAGUCACCAAGGUAAUGGCAGCUGAUGCAGAUUCUGGUCAGAACGCACGGCUCUUUUAUCAGAUGGUGAAAUCCACCAACCCCAGUUUGUUUACCAUUGGACAACAUUCUGGUGAAAUCAGAACAGUGCGCAACAUCGUGGAGUCGGAUCUCACCACACAAACUUUGGUCAUCUUGGUAAAGGACAAUGGGCAGCCAAGCCUUUCCAGUACGGUUACAAUUCUCGUUACAGUUUUGCAGAAUAGCACAGAAAGAGUCACCGAAAGUAGUAGUUUAGUAGAAAAUCCAGAAUAUUUCUCUGAUCUAAAUCUUUAUUUAAUCAUCAUUUUCAGUUGCACUUCUAUUAUCUUUCUCCUGAUCAUUGUUCUGUUGAUUGGCAUCAAGUGCAAACAGGGCAGAAAUAUUACACAAGAGUAUGAUUCCGCAAGUUACUGCUAUAAACGUGGAGAUUCGCACGACACGUUUAAUCGAAGACCUGCAAUGGAGGAAACGUUACGCUAUCCUGGCACUGGCCGGGUGGUCCAUGUGCCAGACAUGCAUCAAUACUCGGUCUGUCUGUCUCCAGAAUCAGCGAAAAGUGAUUUUCUCUUCUUGAAGCCAUGUGGUGCUCCCACCUCUCAGGCCCAGUUUCUGGUGAAGGGUACCAGACCUGAAGCGAUUGAAUACGGAACAAUGGCGUACCCGCCGAGGAUUGUUUUCAUUGUGAUGGCUUUCAUGUUUCUCGUAUGUGCACCGGAUCUAAUCUCCGGGCAAAUUCGUUAUUCUAUUCCCGAGGAAAUGGAGCAAGGGGCAUUCGUUGGGAAUAUCGCUCAAGAUUUGGGAUUGAAUGCACGGAGAUUGUCAGCUCGCAAAUUUCGACUGAACUCUGAUGACGGAGGACGGUAUAUGGCGGUUAACGCGGAUACUGGUCUGUUGUCUAUUCGUGAAAGAAUCGACAGGGAACGCAUUUGUGGACAAGCCGGUAUGUGUACUAUACCUUUCGAAAUAAUAGUGGAAAAUCCGUUGGAGGUGCAUGGUGGGGAAGUGGAGAUUCUUGAUGUAAAUGACAAUUCCCCUACUUUCCGGAACAGUAACAUUACCUUGCAGAUGUCCGAAGCGAUUCCACCUGGAGUGCGCUUCCGUCUUAAGAGUGCGGACGAUCCCGACAUUGGAAUAAAUACUGUCGCCGGCUACGCACUCAGUUCCAGUGAGUACUUUAGUCUGAAAACACGGAAAACCGAGGACGGUAUUAUGAUUGCCGAGUUGCUGUUAGAGAAACCUUUGGACCGAGAGCUACAGUCAUCCUUUCAGCUGGUGCUGACAGCAUCGGAUGGUGGGAACCCUCAGACAUCCGGCACAACUCAGAUUCUUAUUACUGUAUUGGACAUCAAUGAUAAUCCACCUGUCUUCGAGCAGGAAGUCUACAGGGGCAGCUUACCUGAAAAUGUACCAAAGGGCACCUUAGUAAUGAAAGUUAAAGCAAAUGAUUUGGACGAAGGGCUGAAUGCUGAGCUGACAUAUUCUUUCAGUGAUCCUAUUUCCUUGGGAAGAGUGCAGGAUUUGUUCAGUUUAUGUCCUGAUACUGGAGAGAUUGUCGUUGAAGGGCCGCUGGAUUUUGAGGAAGCAAACAGCUACUCACUGGAUAUUCAAGCUGUCGAUCGCGGUUCACCUGCAAUUACGGGACACACCAAAGUGGUGCUCAAGGUAACGGACGUGAACGACAACGCACCCGAGAUAAAAGUGACGUCAGUCGCGAACAAAAUCCCAGAAAAUGCUCCACCGGGAACUUUCAUCACCUUGAUUAAUAUUGUUGAUCGUGAUUCUGGAGAGAACGGUCAAAUGCGCUGCGAGGUACCAAAGAACGUCCCUUUUCGGCUACAAACAUCAUCUAAACAUAUAAGAUUAAUUACCAGUGGAAUUUUGGACCGUGAAGUGGUCUCGGAGUAUAACAUAUCUAUUUCAGCCUGGGAUUUGGGGUCCCCUUCACUAUCAACAAAGAAAACCAUCCAGAUUGCAAUUACUGAUGUAAACGAUAACGCCCCUCGGUUUGCUGAACCCUCCUACAACAUAUAUGUAACUGAAAAUAACGCUCCUGGCGCUUCUGUUUUCACAGUAACCGCGUCCGAUCUUGAUCUGGACCAGAAUUCCUAUGUUUCUUACUCCUUUGUGGACAAUCAUAUUCAAAACAUGCCUGUGUACGCUUACUUCAGCAUUAACUCAAUGAACGGGACCAUUUACGCGCUGCGCUCUUUUGACUACGAGGAACUCAAAACCUUCCAGAUCCAUGUUGAAGCCCGUGACGCUGGAGUGCCCCCGCUGAGCAGCAGCGCUACAAUGAAUGUGAUCAUCCUUGACCAAAAUGACAACGCUCCGGUAAUUGUUUCACCUUCAACACGGAGUGGAUCAGCAGCAGUGGAAAUUGUGCCCCAAUCAGCUGGCCAAGGGUACUUAGUCACGAAGAUACUGGCAACUGAUGCAGAUUCUGGUCAGAACGCGCGGCUGUUUUAUCGGAUGUUGAAAUCCACCAACCCCAGUUUGUUUAUCAUUGGACAACAUUCUGGUGAAAUCAGAACAGCGCGCAACAUCUUGGAGUCGGAUCUCACCACACAAACUUUGGUCAUCUUGGUAAAGGACAAUGGGCAACCAAGCCACUCCAGUACGGUUACAAUUCUCGUUACAGUUUUGCAGAAUAGCACAGAAAGAGUCACCGAAAGUAGUAGUUUAGUAGAAAAUCCGGAAUAUUUCUCUGAUCUAAAUCUUUAUUUAAUCAUCAUUUUCAGUUGCACUUCUAUUAUCUUUCUCCUGAUCAUUGUUCUGUUGAUUGGCAUUAAGUGCAAACAGGGCAGAAAUAUUACACAAGAGUAUGACCCCGCCAGUUAUUGCUACAAACAAGGAGAUUCGCUCGACACGUUUAAUCGAAGACCUGCAAUGGAGGAAACGUUACGCUAUCCUGGUACUGGCCGGGUGGUCCGUGUGCCAGAUAUGCAUCAAUACUCGCUCUGUCUGUCUCCGGAAUCAGCGAAAUGUGAUUUUCUCUUCUUGAAGCCAUGCGGUGCUCCCACUUCUCAGUUUUGCAAAUUAACUGAAUGCGGAACAAUGGCGUACCCGCCGAGCAUUGCUUUCAUUGUGGUUGCUUGCAUGUUUCUCGCAUGUGCACCGGAUCUAAUCUCCGGCCAAAUUCGUUAUUCUAUUUCCGAGGAAAUGGAGCAAGGGGCAUUUGUUGGGAAUAUCGCUCAAGAUUUGCGAUUGAAUGUACAGAAAUUGUCAGGUCGUAAAUUUCGACUGAGCUCAGAUGACGGAGGACGGUACAUGCAGGUUAAUGUGGAUAAUGGUCUGUUGUCUGUUUGUGAAAGGAUAGACAGGGAACGUAUUUGUGGACAAGCAGGUAUGUGCACUUUACCUUUCGAAAUAACACUGGAAAAUCCGUUGGAGUUGCAUCGCGGGGAAGUGGAGAUUCUUGAUAUAAAUGACAAUUCGCCCACUUUCCGGGAGAGCAACAUUGCCUUGCAGAUGUCCGAAGCGAUUCCACCUGGGGUACGCUUCCGUCUUAAGAGUGCGAUCGAUCCCGACAUUGGAAUAAAUACUGUCUCCGCCUACGCACUCAGUUCCAGUGAGUACUUCAGUCUGAGAACACGGAAAACCGAGGACGGCAUUAUAAUUGCCGAGUUGCUGUUAGAGAAAUCUUUGGACCGAGAGCUACAGUCAUCCUUUCAGCUGGUGCUGACAGCCACGGAUGGUGGGACCCCUCAGAGAUCCGGCACAGCUCUUAUUCUUAUUACUGUAUUGGACUUCAAUGAUAAUCCACCUGUCUUCGAACACGACGUUUACAGGGGCAGCUUACCUGAAAAUGCACCAAAAGGCACCUUAGUGAUGAAAGUUAAAGCAAAUGAUUUUGAUGAAGGGCUGAAUGCUGAGCUGACAUAUUCUUUCAGUGAUCUUAUUUACCUGGGAAGAGUGCAGGAUCUGUUCAGUUUAGGUCAUGAUACUGGAGAGAUUCGCGUUGAAGAGCCGCUAGAUUUUGAGGAAGCAAACAGCUAUUCACUAGAUAUUCAAGCUGUUGAUCACGGUUCACCUGCAAUUACAGGACACUCCAAAGUGGUGAUCAAGGUAACGGACGUGAACGACAACGCACCCGAGAUAAAAGUGACGUCAGUCGCGUACAAAAUCCCAGAAAAUGCUCCACCGGGAACUUUCAUCACCUUGAUUAAUAUUGUUGAUCGUGACUCUGGAGAGAACGGUCAAGUGCACUGCGAGGUACCAAAGAACGUCCCCUUUAGGUUGCAAACAUCAUCGAGCUAUUAUAAAUUAAUUACCAGUGAAACGUUGGACCGUGAAGCGGUCUCGGAGUAUAAAAUAUAUGUUUCAGCCUGGGAUAUGGGUUACCCUUCACUGUCAACAAAUAAAACCAUCCAGAUUGCAAUUACUGAUGUGAAUGAUAACGCCCCUCGGUUUGCCGAACCCUCCUACAACAUAUAUGUGACUGAAAAUAACGCUCCUGGCGCUUCUAUUUUCGCAGUAACCGCGUCCGAUCCUGAUCUGGACCAGAAUUCCUAUGUUUCUUACUCCUUUAUGGACAAUCAUCUUCAAAACGUGACUGUGUCCACUUACCUCAGCAUUAACUCAAUGAACGGGACCAUUUACGCGCUGCGCUCUUUUGACUAUGAGGAACUCAAAAACUUCCAGUUCCACGUUAAAGCCCGUGACGCUGGAGUGCCCCCGCUGAGCAGCAGCACUACAGUGAAUGUGAUCAUCCUGGAUCAAAAUGACAACGCUCCAGUAAUUGUUUCACCUUCAGCACAGAGUGGAUCAGCAGCAGUGGAAAUUGUGCUCCAGUCUGUGGGACAAGGGUACUUGGUCACCAAGAUAAUGGCAACUGAUGGAGAUUCUGGUCAGAACGCGCGACUCUUCUAUCAGAUGAUGAAAGCUACCGACCCCAGUUUGUUUACCGUUGGGCAAUAUUCUGGUGAAAUCAGAACAGCGCGCAAUUUCUUGGAGUCGGAUCCCACCGCACAAACUUUGGUCAUCUUGGUGAAGGACAAUGGGCAGCCAAGCCUCUCCAGCACGGUUACAAUUCACAUUACAGUUUUGCAAAACAGCACCGAAAGAGUCGCUGAAAGUAGUAAUUUAGUGAAAAAUCCGGAAUAUUUCUCUGAUCUCAAUCUUUAUUUAAUUAUCAUUUUCAGUUGCACUUCCAUUGUCUUUCUUGUGAUCAUCGUUCUGUUGAUUGGAAUCAAGUGUAAACAUGACAGAAAUAUAUCCCAAGAGUAUGAUUCCGCCAGUUAUUGCUACAAACGUGGACAUUCACACGGCAUGUUUAAUCGAAGACCUGCAAUGGAGGAAACCUUGAGCUAUCCCGGGACUGGCCGGCUGGUCCGUGUGCCAGACAUGCAUCAAUACUCGGUCUGUCUGUCUCCAGAAUCAGCGAAAAGUGAUUUUCUCUUCUUGAAGCCAUGCGAGGCCAAGUUUUGGAAAUUAAUUGAAUGCGGAACAAUGGCGUACCCGCCGAGGAUUGUUUUCAUUGUGAUUGCUUGCAUGUUUCUCGCAUGUGCACCGGAUCUAAUCUCCGGGAAAAUUCGUUAUUCUCUUCCCGAGGAAAUGGAGCAAGGAGCAUUUGUUGGGAAUAUCGCUCAAGAUUUGGGAUUGAAUGUACGGAAUUUGUUAGCUCGCGAAUUUCGACUGAGCUCUGAUGACAGAGGACGGUACAUGCAGGUUAAUAUGGAUAAUGGGCUGUUGACCAUUGGUGAAAGAUUCGACAGGGAACGUAUUUGUGGACAAGCAGGCAUGUGUACUAUACCUUUCGAAAUAAUACUGGAAAAUCCGUUGGAGGUGCAUCGUGGGGAAGUGGAGAUUCUUGACAUAAAUGACAAUCCCCCCAAUUUCCGGGUCAGUAACAUUGCGUUGCAGAUAUCCGAAGCGAUAACAGCGGGAGUACGCUUCCGUCUCAAGAAUGCAGAAGAUCCCGAAGUUGGAAUAAAUACUGUCGCUGGCUACUCAGUCAGUUCGAGUGGGUACUUUAGACUGAUAACACAGAGAACCGAGGACAGUAUUAUAAACGCCGAGUUGCUGUUAGAGAAAUCUUUGGAUCGAGAGCUACAAUCAUCUUUGCAGCUGGUGCUGACAGCUACGGAUGGUGGGAAGCCUCAGAGAUCCGGCACAGUUCAGAUUCUCAUUACUGUAUUGGACGUCAAUGAUAAUCCACCUGUAUUCGAGCGUGACGCUUACAGGGGCAGCCUACCUGAAAAUGCACCAAAAGGACACUGUAAAGUGCUGAUCAAGGUCAUUGAUGUGAACGACAACGCACCCGAGAUAAAGGUGAUGUCCGUCACGAACAAAAUCACAGAAGAUGCUCCACCAGGAACCAUCAUCGCCCUGAUUGAUAUUAUUGAUCGUGAUUCAGGAGAGAACGGUCAAAAUUCCUAUGUUUCUUACUCCUUUAUGGACAAUCAUAGCCAAAACUUGCCUGUGUCCACUUACCUCAGCAUUAAUUCAAUGAACGGGACCAUCAACGCGCUGCGCUCCUUUGACUACGAGGAGCUCAAAACCUUCCAGAUCCAUGUUCAAGCCCGUGACGCUGGAGUGCCCCCGCUGAGCAGCAGCGGUACAGUGAAUGUGAUCAUCCUGGAUCAAAAUGACAACGCUCCGGUAAUUGUUUCACCUUCAGCACAGAGUGGAUCAGCAGCAGUGGAAAUUGUGCCCCAGUCCGCCGGCCAAGGGUACCUGGUCACCAAGAUAAUUGCAACUGAUGCAGAUUCUGGUUAG
Pristis pectinata (smalltooth sawfish) is the source of this 8490-nucleotide messenger RNA. RefSeq lists its product as uncharacterized. The record is from RefSeq and is a predicted model, not a curated record. The transcript has 7 exons. Lineage: Eukaryota; Metazoa; Chordata; Chondrichthyes; Rhinopristiformes; Pristidae. Gene Ontology annotation, cellular component: plasma membrane. Gene Ontology annotation, biological process: homophilic cell-cell adhesion. Gene Ontology annotation, molecular function: calcium ion binding. The coding region runs from base 1 to 8490 and encodes 2829 amino acids.